AUGGAGGGCAAAACACUUUUGAAUAAAACUGGCAAGAAAAGUAUAUCAAGCUUGGUUCGUGAACUGAAUGUGACCGCAGCAGAAGUAAGGCGACAAGCAGAGCUAAUAAGGGAGCUUAAGGAUCAGGCAAAUACGAUGGGACACUGUCCCAUGGAUAUGAAUGAAUCGUUGCAGGUCCGCAGUCGGAAGAAAACUGAAGACAAGCUCAAGAAUGGAGCAAUUACGAUGACGGCAAUUCCCGCCAGGGCUAUUACCCUGGAAAGCAAAGACGCCUUUGAGAAGCGCAUCCAAUCGUUCGAGCAUCGUAAAACGAUGGCGAUGAACCCCGGUAAGGAUGUAAGAAAGGAUUCGUCGGAACGAGGAGGGAAGAACAUAAGAAAAGUUCGAAAGCAGGAUAAGGACAGCUUGAAGAGAUGUUUUGUAUGCAAAGGUCUUAGUUAUAUCGCCGAGGUGUGCCCUUCAGCAUCAAUACAUAAGGUUAUCGCGGAACGCGAGGGCAGUGAAAUGAAGCAAGCAGAUGAGGUUGUGGGGGAAAUAUUUAAGUUGGACGAGGAUAACACUCCUGAUCUAGACACUAAUGCGCUGGGAAAAAAGACUUUGGCAACAGUGCAAGUUGAGAAGGUGCCGGUCACAGCGCUUAUUGAUACUGGGGCAGUGGUAUCGGUGGUAUCUCUAAACACAUUGAUACGCUUGGGAGAAAGUGAUCCGACCGUAUGGUAUAAGUACAUGCGAGGCAGUAACGAGAAUAUCAGAGACGCGUCCGGCAACUCUAUCGGAAUACUGAGGAAGAUAUGCUUAUUGGUGAGCUGGGCUGGAGAGGAACGACAGGUUACCGUUUUCAUUCAGGUUCCGGUAAAAUGUGAGGAGGAGCUGGUGCUAGGGACAAACGCACUAGCUGCUUCAGAUCGGUGGCGUAAGGAGAUGUUGAAAGUAUUGGAAGAUAACAGGGAGGAGUCACUGGCAACAGUAUGCUUGAAACAAGUGCUGAUUCCACCGCGAUGUUCAAAACGGAUUGAAGGCAAAGUGAACGAGGAUAAUUUGAGCUGGGGUCUUUUAUCACCGAAACAAGAAGGAGUGCAGGAAGGGCUCGUAAAGGUGGAUAAGCAGAAAAUUUGGGUGGAGCUGAGGAACAACAACGACUUUAGUCGAAUUGCACAGAAGAGGAGCUAG
Molecule: messenger RNA, 1170 nt
Organism: Gongylonema pulchrum
Lineage: Eukaryota; Metazoa; Nematoda; Chromadorea; Rhabditida; Gongylonematidae
Source: the annotation of a GenBank genome assembly